AUGGACUUUCGAAAUUUGAAUCCCUUGAACGUUCAUGCCAACUAUCUCUCAGGCAAUCUGCUACCAUUGAAAUCGGGCGACUCGCGACUUUCGAUCGGAUGGAAACUGUACGGCGUCCUGAUGUGGCUGAUUCAAGUGAUGCAAAUAAGCGUGCUGAUCCCUGGUAUAGUUAUGGUGCCGUGGAAAAAGACUCUAAUGGACGGUACGACCACUGCUGUGGUCAUCAUCGAGGCGUUCUUCAUGGUUGGGCGAAUCUACACCCACAGGGAACUGGCGAAUCGACUGAUCCGAAAAUUGAACGACCUCUUGCGCGUCGAGGACGAGGCCAUGAGGAGCGUCGUGACGACGACCUUGAAGCCCAUGGAGAUUCCGCUCAAGUUUUAUUGGAUGGCGGGUGGUCUGUCCGUCCUUCUGUGGUGUUGCAUACCGUUUCUGCUGCUCCUGAAGAAAGUGUCCUUCCGUUACGAGGAUUAUAGGAUACCGGCGACCUUCUCUAAGCAGCCAUUUUCGACCGAGGUCUUCCUGCUGGGCAGCAUCUUCUUGCUGAUUAGUAAUAUGUAUAUUUUCCUGAAGAAGGGCGGAGUCGAUAUUUACAUGAUACAUAUGGUGAUGAUGAUAACGGCACAAUAUCGUUAUAUCGCCAAGAAGCUAGCCGCGAUAUUUCGAGAUGCAAAUCUGCGAAAUGAACUGGAAGAAUGGCUCCCCGAAGUAAAUCGAUGGGCCGAAAAAGAGAUAAGAGCGUUGUGUCGACAUCAUGUUGCUGUGUUACGUAUAUCUUCUAUACUAAAGAAAUUGCUGUCUUUGAGCUUCAGUAUGAUUUAUGUGAACAGCGUCUUACGAUUUUGUUUUAUCGGUGUUAUGUUCAGCGCAGCACUAACGACAACUUUUUUAGACGGUUUUCCAAUCGCCAUGUUUAUAUGUGGCUCCAUAGUACAGUUCUACAUCCUGUGCUCCAGUGUGCAACAGUUACAAGACGCGAGUAAAAACAUAACGGACGAAGCAUUCCACGAACAAUGGUAUCGAUUUGGACCGUCCGUAAAGCGUACUUUUAUGUUAAUGAUACAAGGUUGCAAUAUAGAGUGCAAAAUAUCGACCAACGAUAAAUUCAAUCUGUCUUUACCAUCGUUUAUGGCGAUCUUAAAUCAAUCGUACUCAAUCGCAAUUCUGCUCCUAUGA
This is a messenger RNA of Odontomachus brunneus, 1176 nucleotides long. RefSeq names its product odorant receptor 67a-like. Bases 1 to 1176 code for a protein of 391 amino acids. NCBI's taxonomy places the organism in Eukaryota, Metazoa, Arthropoda, Insecta, Hymenoptera, Formicidae. Gene Ontology annotation, biological process: sensory perception of smell; detection of chemical stimulus involved in sensory perception of smell. The record is from RefSeq and is a predicted model, not a curated record. The transcript has 5 exons. Gene Ontology annotation, molecular function: odorant binding; olfactory receptor activity. Gene Ontology annotation, cellular component: plasma membrane.